AGCGAAUCUGCCAUGCCACAAGCAGGACUCUUGAAAUGGGGAAACGAUGUUCGGCACUCGAUGGCAAACGACCCAGGGAGGCAGUUCUUUCGUGACCAGAUACAAAUGCAUGGCUUUCUCUUCCUCGACGACUACCUUGACAAUAUCUUGGCCGGCGCUCGACAGGAUGCCCUCAUCGACCUUGUGAAGACUCCAAGUCGGAAAAAGGCGAUAUCCAAGCAGCCCAGGACCGCCUCGAAACUGAAGAAUGUCGUGGCGGUAUUAUUCAACGAUGAUGGUGAUAAGGAAAAUACGUCGCCUGUAAAUGCAUUCCACCAGACACUUUUACAGACAAAGUCCAAAAGUCCCGAACUCUUUGUCGAAGAGAACAUUCCUCCGCGCCCUCCUUUGGGAUCUCGCUCGAUACGCCCCGAAACCGAUAUCUUCUCCUUAGCGGAAGUCACAACUCCACCUAGUGUGGCAGCUCCGGAAUUUUCCCAGACGAAAGCUUUCCAAAGCUAUCAGGCAGAAACUGUCCUGCCCGUUCCGUCUGCGUCAGACCAUAAUGAAUUAUCUGUUAUCGCAGAGGAUGAAGAACCCGCAGAGAGAUCUCGUUCCUCAGUACGCAUUACUGAAGCUUCUGCCACCGUCACCGAGCCAGAGCCAGCAGACGCUGACAUUAAUGCAUACUUAUCCAAUGCGUCUCAUAAUACGUCUCGAACUGGCUCGACGUCAGCAUCAGCCGACACCUUUCAUUCCAUCAUCCUUGAUUCCCCUUCUCUCGCUCCCCAUUCCUAUCCGUCGGUGGUUGAAUCAGCAAAUACCCAGACCAACACCCUUGCUGCAGAUACCACCGAUGAACCUUAUGUGGAACCAGCUGAACAAUAUGAGUUCGGCCAGGGUGGCACUGAUCAGGACGCGCAACAACCGUUGACAGUACCACGAUUCCCAUCUUUGCCUGCGCCUAUACCCCUUCACAAGUCUGUACGCGGCGCGGAACAGCUACCUGCCAUGAAUCCCAUCACUCCUGCAGCCGCGCUUGGUGGCAAACGCACGUCUUGGCUGAAGAAAGUGCGAGAGGCCAAAGCAUUGGACGUUGGAGGAAGAAAGACAAGCAUCGUUGCGCUCGCUAGUACUGGGAUUCAUAAUACCCUCAAAAGGAAAAGUAGCGAUUUCUUUUCGGGGGGCCUCACGGUUGGGCCCAGCGACGACAAGCAUAAGAUUGCCAAAAGCACCGAAACAGAUACCGCUCCUUUACAACUCAGAAAGGAUUUCUUGGACCAUGACCUCUCAGAGCAUAUCGCGGUGAUGCAGAGUCCCGAGGACCUUUCUUUGGGCACAACGGGCAAACCAGAGGAUAUGCUAGGCCAAUUCAAGAAGACGGUGGAAGGUUUCAGACAAGAGUUGGGCAAAGCCAGGGCUGCGGCUGAAGCACGCGUUGUCGAAAAGAACUCCCAGCAAGAAGACGAUACCCAAGCUCUUGGAUCAGAAACAGUGAUGAAAAAUCCCUCCCCUCUAUGCGUGCAAAGUUCUUCGACAUCGACUCCCGUGGAGGCUCGCCCUGCAGUAAUUGAGCACAUACCUUCAACCAAAGAGCGUCUCAGCAUUUCCGAGUUGGUUACUACAUCUGAAAAGACUCCUGUUUUCAAAGAACAGAUACACGCUAGUGUAUUUCAGCCGCCAUCAGCCACAGUCCUAUCCGCUCAUGCCAUCCAUAACUCCAGUGACGCACCUUCUUCGUCGGUCUCCGCAACGAACCAUAUUCUUCCUGUGUUCAAUAACGCUCAGCCUGUGUUCAGGCCUCCAUCUCCCAAGCCCGUUUUCAAGGCUGGACCAUCCAGUGUUAAAUCCACAGCGUUCUCGACGCCGGUUUCAAUGUCGUUGGGUUUGGCUCCUCGUCUACCGUCACCGCCUUCCACUCAUAAGGUCAAUCCGUUAUCGGCACAGUCGACUCUGGAGAGCUUAGCAUCCGAUGCUGUUUUCGAUAGUCAGAAUGACCAUUCUAUAUGGCAGCCUUCGACCCAAGAUACCGAAUACGACAAUGAUUUCGAGUCUCCGUUUCAGAAACACACCGAGGUGCUGGACGAAGACGACAGUUGGCCUAUGGAUGAAAAACUUGCUGAGGGUGUGGAAUGGACAUUCGGCUACAGUAUGACUUGGAGUAGUGCCCCCACACAGAGUCAGAAGCUCGAACAGCUGGAGCAUGCCUCUGAGGAUGUUCCUUCAUCCGCAGUGUCAAACGAUACAUACGACCGACCCGCGGGCGAGCUCCCCGUCGAAGAAGAACCUGACAUAGAUCAUGGCAAGAUGACUGUAACAUUGGUCGGCUCUGAGAAGAAUCAGAGCCAGUUAUCUCUGGCCUCGUCCGUUUCAUCGCAAUCACAUGUUGGCUUUUUAGGACAAGCGUCGAAGCUGAUGAGCAGCGUUCUGGGCACAGGCAAAAAAACCAAACCGGAAGUGAAGAGUCUGCAGCGCGCAGCUGCGGCCGCCAAGAAGGAGCAGGAAGAGAAAGACAAGAAAGCUGCUGUGCUGAAAAAUAUGGAGAACCGACGGCAACUUGUAUUGCAGAAGAAGGCAGAAGAAGAGAAAGCCAGGACUAUUGAACAAGAGAAAAGGCUCAAGGAAGAAGCGGAACGUAGGAAACGAGAGCGGGAAGAACAUACGGAGAAACGGCCCCUUAAACCAACUGUCAAAAAGGAGGAGGACACGACCAAGAAACGGAAGUUAGCCACGGAAAGUGAGAAGAAAUUGGAGAUCAAGAAACCAAUGCUGAAAGUCAACUCCGGAAAUUCGAAAUCGACUUUCAAACCGACACCCAAACCCGUCCCAGCUACUGAAGGGAAAGGUAAACUAGUGUCCAAGUUCAACGCACCGACUCCGUCGAAAACAAUGAUGGAUGACGUGUCACAACCUUCUCAGAUAUUGCAUUCACAAAUGGCUGCUCGGGCAAAGGCACAGAUCGAGGCGGCCACUGUCCCCAGCGAGAGCAUUGAGUUGCCCGAUGUUCCUAGCGAGUACUCUGAUUCGGAUGACGAAGAUAGAAAGUUAAAGAAGGCGCGCGAACUUCCUCAUUGGGCGCAGUCGCCUGAACUGCGGCAAGCCCUAGAGAACCAAGCGACCAUCAAUCCUGAUGAUAUCUUCGGCCCUGUACCAGUUCUACGAAUGGAGGAAGUCUUCCGGACCAGAGCAAGUCGUUUUAGGGCUAGGACUAGCUCAGCGAAUUGGGUGGGUGCUGAUCGUCUGACCCAGGAGGAGCAAACGGACUAUGUGAGGAGAAUGGGAUACAAGUCGUAGUGGACUUUUUCUAUUAUUUUAUUUUAUGUCAGUUACGCCAUAGCAUUUUUUUCGAGAUCUUCGUUCAUGUAGUAUUCUAUCUCCAGCAUUUGUAUAGUCUAUCAACGAUGGGCCCCAAUUCGUCAAUCAAGGAUGAGGCGAUGCAUUACGGCAGCAACCUCGGUUGCCCGCCUGCCGGCGGAUCGGUG
This is a messenger RNA of Desarmillaria tabescens, 3461 nucleotides long. RefSeq lists its product as uncharacterized. Bases 13 to 3273 code for a protein of 1086 amino acids. Lineage: Eukaryota; Fungi; Basidiomycota; Agaricomycetes; Agaricales; Physalacriaceae. The transcript has 10 exons. The record is from RefSeq and is a predicted model, not a curated record.